AUUCAAAUCUCAUUAAUUCAAAAAACAAUUGUUAAUAAAUCAUUAUAUAAUAGCCAACAAUACGUUAAACAAAUUUCAUAUAAUUAUUAUUACAAUAUUUGUCACACAAUUAUCCACCGAUUUUUCCUUUCUGUUAAAUCUUUUAUAAUUGAUCUCUUAAUAAUUAAUUUGAUUCAAAUCACUGAUUGAUCCAAAACAAUGGCUCAAAUAACUAAUGAAAACUUGAUGAUGACAACAAUCAAUGAUGAAAAUCAACAAUUGAUGGCCAAUAAAGCUAAUCAUAAGGCGACGGAAAGGCGAAUAUUGGGACCAAUACUUCCCAAUGUUUUGAGGCCUAACGUCGCUGCAAAAGGCAAACCAUUGGCUCUGCAGACAAAACAAUGGACUCAGAAUACCUCAAAUGGCAAUAUCCUCAAGACUUCUAACACUUCCAAUGUGGUGAAGCCAAGCAAUGCCACCGUUAAGAUUAAUCCUGUUUUGCCGCCACACAAGUCGUCAGACUUUGAGAUUUUCUGCGAUGAAUCGCAGGACUCGGAAAUGAAUGAUGAAUAUGAAGAAGAAGAAGAGGAGGAGGAAGAAAAUGACGAGAACAGAGAAGACAUGGAUUUGACUGAUCACAUGUUAUCAGAAAGGACUGAAAAUUCUUUGGCCAUUGAAGAAGCAGUUAUUCAAGCUUUCCAUUACAGUGAAGUCAAAUGCGAAGAGAGUUUAGAUUUGGAAUCAGAUGAAGAAGAACUGGAGGACGAAUCCACUUCAGAGCAAAACUCGGAACUCAUUACAAACACAUUUGACGCGACGGCUCUUUCGCGAUGCAAAGAAUACGCGGAAGAGAUCCAUAAGUAUUUGAUGUUUAUUGAGAGGAAAUGUAUGGCCGAUCCGUGUUAUAUCAGUAAACAACCAGAAAUUAAUGCCAAAAUGAGAAGCAUUUUAAUCGAUUGGAUGGUUGAAGUAACCGAAGAGUACAAACUUCACGACCAAACUUUAUUUUUUGCCGUUAAUUACAUCGAUAGGUUUUUGUCGCAUAUGUCCAUUUCAAGGCAAAGUUUUCAAUUAUUAGGAACGGCUGCACUAUUUAUUGCUUCGAAAUAUGAAGAGAUAUAUCCUCCAGAUUUGAGCGAAUUUGUGUACAUAACUGACGAUUCCUAUACCAAACACCAGAUCCUCAAUAUGGAGAAACUCAUACUUAAGGCUUUGGAUUUCGAGAUCUCGGCGCCCACUACUUACUAUUUUGUCGAAAAAYUGUUGACUCAGUUAGAUUUGAUCAGUAAUGUCAAGUAUUUGGCAAAAUACUUAUGUUUUCUAACUCUACUCGAAAGUGAACCAUUCCUCCGCUUCUAUCCGAGUGAGAUCGCCAUUUGCUGCAUAAUUCUAUCGGCGCACACAUUAGGCUUUCCUCAACUGAUAAACGCUAAGUUCAUUCAAGACUCGCUUAGCUAUGAAAACGACUUGAAAGGCGGAAGUGUGGUCUCCUUAUUGGCUGACCGUAAGAGAUGUAUCGAAGCGCUUCUCAAAAUGCAUGCUUUCGCUGCUAAACACCCGCAACAGGCCAUUCAAACCAAAUAUAGUAACGAUAAGUAUUAUCGCGUGGCUUCGGUAGAGCCAAUGGUUAUCGCGCCUAACGUUCAUUAGAUUUGUUUUUAAAUGACUCUUUGAUCGAUCGCCACAUUAAUUAUAUUCUUAAUUAUUUUCUCUUUUUAAAAAAUCUGCAUUUAAUCAAUC
Messenger RNA from Oppia nitens, 1719 nucleotides. RefSeq names its product G2/mitotic-specific cyclin-A-like. The record is from RefSeq and is a predicted model, not a curated record. The coding region runs from base 199 to 1629 and encodes 476 amino acids. Gene Ontology annotation, biological process: mitotic cell cycle phase transition; regulation of cyclin-dependent protein serine/threonine kinase activity. The transcript has 6 exons. Gene Ontology annotation, molecular function: cyclin-dependent protein serine/threonine kinase regulator activity. Gene Ontology annotation, cellular component: cytoplasm; nucleus; cyclin-dependent protein kinase holoenzyme complex. Lineage: Eukaryota; Metazoa; Arthropoda; Arachnida; Sarcoptiformes; Oppiidae.